AUGGCCGACUAUAACGAAGAUACUUCCUGGCUCGCUACGAGCGAGUUAAGGAUUGAGGAUCUUGUUGAUCUUGAUCUUUAUGAUCACUCUGAAAGUUCUAGAGAAAUCCAGGCCCCUCACAUACGUGCUUACGAUGAGUUGAUGCUUAAGCGGAGGGCUACUCGUGUUGAUACUUCUGAUCCAGAGAAACUUCGAACAAAGGAGGUUUAUGACCGAAUGAGAGAUACUUAUUGAUACAGCGAAGAAGAGGUUUACCCAAAGGAAAGCCUGUCGUAGUUAUACACAAAUAUACUAUCUUGUGUUCCGCGAAGGGCGCCUAGAUAUCUAUAGGGUUAUUACCUAUUUUCUUGCGUGUAUCUACGGAAGAUUUGUAGUAUAGGAUUAUUACUACUUACCUAUUAUUAAGGAAGGUGUAGACUUCGAGUAUAUACGUUAGCUUUGCACGAAUACCGCAGAAUUUGCCUAUAAGGACUACGCAGUAGUAGAGCAGUAAGUCUCGCGAAAAAUAAUAUAUAGUAAGCAAGCUAGAGGAGAGGCUUAGUUAGUCCGGACUAAAUAUAAAGUUCGUUUUAAGAUCUUCUAGCUAAUCAAUCUCUUAGAGAACCUAUUCGUUAUCUUCCUCUUAUCUAGAAUACAUUGCUAUAUUCUACUACCGCUGAGCCGGCCGCUAAGAUCGAUAUUAGGGGAGGUUCUUGAGCUAAUUAAACGUAUACAAAGUCCUAACCUUACAAUAAGCCUCUUUCUGCGUAGUCCUAAACUUCGCGAUUUCUGUAAGUUAUACUAUAGAGAAACUCUCUCUUAGAUCUACGUAAGCUUUGCGAACUAUAACUGUAUUAGGGCGCUUAUAUUAAAGUAAAGGAUACUAGCCUAUCCUAAAGGCAGAGAUCUUAAAGGAGUUUAUUAGAAGUAUACAAAGGAUCCUGAAUAGCGCGAAUAUACUCGGGGGAUUUACAACGUUCCCUAUAAUAAUAGAGUAAUUAUUCUAUACGUAUUAGACUCAUAGAUUAAGCUUCUUGUAUCUGUUAAGUCUUUUGAGGUUGAUAUAUUGUAUAAACGUACGAAGGGUGAAUUUAACGAAGUGAUCUUUGCAAUAUUUUACGAGAAGUAUAGAAAAGUUAUUACUCUUAUACGUACUUUUGUAAACCGGUAGGAUAAAUAUACCUAUAAGAAGCUUUUUAAGGUCCUCUUUGAGCGUGUAGAAAUAGUGACUGGAUUUCUAAUCCGCUUCUAUUAUCUAUAUAGCGAAGGCUUAAGGGCAAUUGUGAUAGAUAUAGACUAAGGCUAGUUCGUUAGUCUUAGUCUCUACCUUUAAAGGCGUGAUCCAGAAAAUCGAGAGUGGAUAUAGUAGUUACGUAAUAUUAUCCUUUUCUGCUAUAUCCACUUUAAACGUAUAGUACGAAAGAUAGUUCCUUCUGAAUUUAGGCGUGUUUAUUCCUCUAGUCAAACACGUUUAAAUAGUCUCCUUAUAAGCCUAAUAAGUAAGGAGUAUUUUAAGUUAAUCAACGUUAUUAAAGAGCUCGAACCACGCUUCUUUGACUAGGCUAAAUAUAAGGUAUAUAAGGUAAUUGCAGUAGGUCUUUAUAAGGCUUACUUACUAAUAAGGCCUAAGUUCUAGGAUAAAGUACAGAACUCUACUAAUACGGUUAAGUAAUUUUAUAAUAAAUCCUACUCUAUAGGAAAGUACAAGACGUUACUUAAGGUAAUUUAAGGAUCUCGUAUUCUAGAUUAACGGGAUAUAGAUCAGUAUACUGCUCGCGAAUAAUAUAAUCUCCGAUAUAGAUAUCAGUCUGCUAAUAUAAGGUCACGUUACGCAAACUAUAUAACAAAUAAACUUCGGUAUACCGCACGUUAAGAGCAGCAAUUGCAAGCUAGUCUUGAAGAAAGAAACGAACAAUAAUAUUAGAUUCUUGAGAGAUCAAGCUCCUCAGGCUUUGUACGAAGAAGAAGAGGGUCUUAUACUAUAAGGUUAAGAUCUCGGAUACCUAUAUAAGCUUUACUACGUUGUGCGCUAUCUCAAAUCUUAUCGCGAGCAAGUUCUCUAUUAUCACGAUCUCAACGAAGUCAAUCAUUCACUUCAACAAUCUAGCCGCUAAGUUUACUAGUGCCUUCUAUCGCAUUACCUUCUUUACUGUAUAGUCUUAUACGUCUCGCGACAGCAAAUCAUCAGGCAACCCUAGCUCGUCUAUCUCUAUAACUACUAUCUCUAGUUUUAUCGCUAUUACCUAUAGUUCCUUCAGUACUAGAGAUCCUAUUAGAGAUCAUCGCUGCACAACUCGAGG
Molecule: messenger RNA, 2279 nt
Organism: Penicillium subrubescens
Lineage: Eukaryota; Fungi; Ascomycota; Eurotiomycetes; Eurotiales; Aspergillaceae
Exons: 14
Coding region: 1-234 (77 amino acids)
Source: RefSeq, a predicted model, not a curated record